AUGAAAUUCGCAGCUUCUUUGGGCGCGCUGCUCGUCAAUCUCUCACUGUGGACGCUUUCCCUUGCAGCCGAGGACAGAUCUCCUGAGCGGGUAUGCUACGACGCGUGUUUCGCGUGCCUAAAGCCCGUGCAUUUCGACGACGUGCUCCGAAACCAAACGGGUUUUACAAAGACUUGCUACAGUCCCAAAGCGAUACUAUCGCUGUAUCUAUGUCUUGAUGUGUAUUGUACUCCUGGAGCGGUAGAGGUAGGGCUGGGGUCGUACAAUGAGACGUGUCGAGAGCAGGCGCAUAUUGUUUUACCGCCGUUUGACGUGAUUUCGAAUUAUACAGCCGAGGAUGUCAAGGGAGUGAGAAGAUUUGAGCAGAAUGAGACGGAUAAGGGGGUUUUGUUUAGAGAGGUUGUCGUGCCUUCUGAGCAUUGGUUCGGGAUCUGGUGGGAUACUUUGGACUCUGUGGCAUAUACGUACACUUACCAUGAUGUCUACGGGCGCGCCAUGAUCACUUUUUGGAUAGUCGUAGUAACCAUCGGUGUCUUGAAUCAUGCAAUUCUCCAUAUCGCCAACCUACAAAUGGUUCGCAACUAUUCUCCAAGAUCAGGCGGAAGAUUUUGGAACUUUUACAAUUGGGCACUCAACCGAAUCACGGUCCCGGCUUUUAUGGGGAAUCGAUGCGCGCAGAAAGUCGGCUGGGGAACAGUACCUCCCCAGGUACAGUCUUGGACUCUUUUUGCUUUCCUCCUUCUCAACAUCGCGUUGAGCAUCCUUGGAUACAGGAUUGUGCCAGUGAAUAUGUACUUUCCAUCGACGGCAAAACAGAUUCUUCGAUAUGUCUCAGAUCGCACGGGUAUUAUAUCGUGGGCCAAUUUCCCUGUUAUCUGGCUAUUUGGCAUGAGGAACAAUCUCCUUAUGUGGCUAACUGGUUGGGACUUUGGAACAUAUAACAACUUUCACCGCUGGGUUGCGCGAAUUGCAACUCUCCAAGCCGUCGUCCACUCUAUUGGGUAUACUUGGUUGAUCGUCUUAGAGGGCGGCUGGGAGUAUUAUCUAUUCUGGUGGAACUACAUGUUCUGGUGGGUUGGCGAAGUGGCAACGAUCGUCAUGUCUCUUCUCGUUGGAGCAUCAUUCUACUGGAUCCGGCGUCAGCACCACGUCUCCAUCUUCCAAGGUGAAUACGACGUAUUCUUCUGGGUCCCCUGCUUCAUCUGGGUAGGCGACCGCGUCAUCCGUGCUCUACGCAUCGCGGCUUUCAGCCCAAAGCUCUGGGACACCUGGGCUACAUCCAUUUACCAUCCAGCCUCCAACAUUGUUAGACUUGUCGUUCCGUGGUCAAGCAGCUUGUAUAAGCCAGCACCGGGAACAUUCUACUACAUCCAUGUUCUCAACGGACCUCGUUGCUGGGAAAGUCACCCCUUUACCGUGGCAAUGGUCACAGAUGAAGGGCAGCGUGGUUCAAAGUUACUGGGCGAACAAGUUCCCCUGCUCGACGGCACUGUUGCUGAGCAAAGCUCGGAUCCCGUUGACUCACAAGAUAUACUCAGCGACUCUCGCACAAUGACAUUCCUGAUCCGUCCCUAUGACGGCUUCACCUCCAGACUCCGCGACGCAGCAUCAACAGUCUGGCCUAAAAACGUCCCUCAGCGCGUCCUUGUCGACGGUCCGUACGGACACACUCGUCCCCUCCAUCUCUUCGACAACGUAACUUUCAUCGUCGGAGGCAGCGGCAUCGUCGUUCCCCUAUCAUAUCUCCAACGCCUCACCGGCCCAACGGCCCCUCGGUCCGUGAAAAUCCACUGGGCCGUUCGCGAACCCGCCUUCGCGCUCGACGUUCUACAAACCGACAUCGCUGACUCUUUGGGGAGCACGAACCUUAGUAUUGAGAUACAUCUUACGACACAUACGCCCCAAGAUGAACUGAGUGAGUGGCCGUCGCAGGUUACCUUGCGAAGAGGAAGGAUAGAUGCUUCGGAUGUGGUGAGGAGGAGGAGUGAAGAGGCGAUGGGAGAGAGUCUCGCGAUUAUUGCUUGUGGACCGGCGCAGAUGGCGGAUGAUGCGAGAAAGACAGUUGCUGAUUUGUUACGAAAUGGAGUUAUGAGGGUAGAGUACUUUGAGGAGAGCUUUCAGUGGUGA
Fusarium fujikuroi IMI 58289 is the source of this 2127-nucleotide messenger RNA. RefSeq names its product related to ferric reductase Fre2p. Gene Ontology annotation, molecular function: ferric-chelate reductase activity. NCBI's taxonomy places the organism in Eukaryota, Fungi, Ascomycota, Sordariomycetes, Hypocreales, Nectriaceae. The transcript is spliced from 7 exons. Gene Ontology annotation, cellular component: plasma membrane. The record is from RefSeq and is a predicted model, not a curated record. Bases 1 to 2127 code for a protein of 708 amino acids. Gene Ontology annotation, biological process: iron ion transport; copper ion import; intracellular iron ion homeostasis.